AUGACGGUCGCGAAUGAAAUGGCUUUCUCUCAUCUCCGUGAAAAAGUUGCAUCCCACUUUCGCGGCAGAGAUCGCGGAGUUGACUUUACCUCGCCUCUCUCCGACGAGGUAUUCAAGGAAAUCUUCGAAGCUGUGACCAAGUAUGGCGUGGUUGUCUUCCGCAAGACGGGACUGACCGACGAAAGCCACAUUGCCUUCUCCCGGAAAUUUGGAGAGCUGGACGACGUGAAGCCCUACAUCGCCGCUGGUCGGAAGAAUUGUCUCAAAUACCCCGAGUUGUUCGACGUGAGUAACGUCGAGAUUGAUGGGUCUAUCCUCGACGCUGAUAGUCCUCGCGGACAAGCCAACAAGGGAAACGACUUGUUUCAUGUCGACUCCAGCUUCAAUCCUCGUCGUGCAGGAUAUUCUCUUCUUCUAGCUCAUGAGCUCCCGCCGCAAGGAAUGGGAGGACAUACGGCCUUCGCCGAUACCCGGACAGCAUUCGACGACCUACCAGCAGAGCUGAAAGAAGAACUUCUCACAAAGAACUACAUCGCUUGCCAUUCUAUGCAUCACUCACGCAAAAUGGCCGCCCCGGUAGCAUUUGCUCAUAUCAAUCCACUCGAUUACCUGAUGGGUCGACACAGGAUCGUCCAGCGACAUGAAACCUCUGACCGCAUGAAUUUGUACAUUGCAGCUCAUGUGCAUCAUAUCGAGGGACUUGAGCCAGCCGAAUCGCAGAGCCUCUGUGACAGACUGUUCAAGCAUGCCAGUCGCGAGAGCAAUACCGUCGAGAUCGAGUGGCAGGCCCCUGGUGACCUGGUCAUCUGGGAUAACACCUGUACAAUGCAUCGUGCUGUCGGUGGCCCGUUUCUGCGCAAUUAUAAGCGGGAUAUGAGGCGGACGACUGUGCACGACUCUAGCUUACAGGCAUGGGGCUUGAACGAGCACACAGAUGUUCGUCAGGGUCUGCCAUAA
Molecule: messenger RNA, 957 nt
Organism: Penicillium argentinense
Lineage: Eukaryota; Fungi; Ascomycota; Eurotiomycetes; Eurotiales; Aspergillaceae
Product: TauD/TfdA dioxygenase family protein
Exons: 3
Coding region: 1-957 (318 amino acids)
Molecular function (GO): oxidoreductase activity
Source: RefSeq, a predicted model, not a curated record